Molecule: messenger RNA, 5633 nt
Organism: Cuscuta epithymum
Lineage: Eukaryota; Viridiplantae; Streptophyta; Magnoliopsida; Solanales; Convolvulaceae
Source: the annotation of a GenBank genome assembly
UAAUUUUUUUAUAAUUAUGAUUAUAAUUAUAAUUAUAUUGAAAUUAUAAAUGUGUAAUUACAUUUAUAAUUAUAGUAAUUAAAAUUAUAAUUACAAUUAUAAAUUUAGAAAUAUUCAAAUCAGAUCAGAAAGAUUCAGAUCAGAUUAGAAGGAUUCAGAUCAGAUCAGAAACAUUCAGAUCAAAUCAGGACCAUUCAGAUCAGAUCAGGAACAUUCAGAUCAGAUCAGAAAGAUUCAAAUCAGACCAGAUGAGAAUGAUUCAUAUCAGAUCAGAUCAGAAAAAUUCAGAUGAGAACUUAAAAAAUUCAGAUAAGAAACAUUCAGAUCAGGUGAAGACUAAUAACAAACUAUAAAACCUAAUAACUGAAAUGAUCUCAUCAUCUUUUUUAGGUCUUGAUAUAUUGAUUUUAAAACUCUGUAAAUGGCAUCCAUUUGAGUGUCAUACUAUCAUAUUAUGAUGAUUUUUUUACUUUUCAGCAUCCGUAAGCUUAAUGGAAGUAAAAAGUAGCAACUUUUUUGUACAAGUGAUGAGUGAUAUGAGUUAAGACAAAAGUAACUUAUGAUCUCUCAUUUUUUAAAUAAGGAUAUUGUGUGAAACUAACAAAAUCCCGAAACUUCUUAUGGAAGAAAGCUUUAUUAUUUUAACUUUUCUUUUGACACUAAAUAGCCUCUCACUCCUUUUAGAUUAUAUUUAUUUCCUAAGAUAGUUUCUUAGGGCAUUGUAUUUCGAAAUAAAAGUAUAAAACUCAACUUUAAUGACUGGAAGGCAUUCAGUUGUGGUUUGUUAUGUUCUAUGUGACUGCGUCUUAGUGCUUUGCUCUUAAGUUUUUAGUACAUGCCAACUUUGUUAAGUUGGUCAUGAUUAUAGCAUUUAAGAUGGUAAAUAAAUUUCAUAAACUCCUGCAAACAGAUCGUUCUCCUUUGCAGCGCAAGUUAUGGAAAUAAAAAAGACACUCUCACCUUAUAAAUAGAGAUUGUUCAGAUGGCAGUAUUUUUCCCGGCUAUUGAUCAAUCUUUUCUUGGUACGGCGUACACUCAUUUCCCCAUGUUUUAUUCAUUUUUUUGUUCUGCUUUAUUUACUCACUUUCACAAUAUUGAGGUGAAAACUGUUCUCCCCGGCAUAUCAUGCUUAUAUGGAGUGUUGUAGUCCGGGAUGUCCUACAGUUAGUAUUAGGAAUGUGUGCUAUGAAUCAUUUAUUAAGAGCCUAAUAGCAUGUCGGAUUUAACUCAUAACAUAUACAGUAGAUAAUUAGGUUCAUAAACAAAGCAUAUUAAAAUGACAUAUUGCAUCUGGCUCCAGUUUUUAUCCUUUUGUGGUGUUUAUUGAGGAGUUGAAUUUUCUGGUCGUUUAGCUAGCAUAUACAAACUCUAGGAGUUAGAGUUUUGAUAGGGCCCUGGGAUGUAGAGAAUAAUAAUAAUAAUAAUAAUAGUGAUAGAUUGAUAUUAAAUAAGCAUGGUAUUGUAUAAAUAAGUAUUCUGGGCCAUGCCAUAUAAUAUGGGCUGGCCCGUUAGAAUAGAAGUACUAUAAGAGAGGGAAGGAGGGGAGGAAUGAAAUAGGCUGAUUUUAGAUUUGGGAAUUUGGGUUCUGGAGAGUUGAGUGCCUCUCGAAGUGCCUCAUGUGUAUCGUCUUCUUCGUUUCUGCCUUUUACCGCAAUAUUACUGUUCAAUUUACUGUUACAGAAUUGGAGAUUCUAUCAUUGGUAUCAGAGAAUCGUUUCUGGUGACCUGAUUUCUUGUUUCAUCAUCAGAAAUUUUUCAUUUCAAGCUGUGAAUGUUUCGGACAAAAGCCAAGAUGGAACAGCGAUUGGAGGCCGUUGAACGUAGUUAUGCAGCGAGGAAAGAAGCAUUGCUGCGAAUGGAAGCAAAGAUGGAGGAGAUGUGGACUAAGAUGGACAGGUUGCAAGACAGUUUUCGUCAGUUUUAUCGCAGGCGAUCUAGAGAUCGAUCGCGGACAGUCAGGAGCUGACGAUCAUCGGAAACGGACUCAGCAUCGGAAAAGAAGUCGCGACCGAUUUCUUCUGGUUCGCAGUCGCGAAUGAAUACCCCUUGUUCGCAGACUGCAUCGCGCGUAGCAGCUCCCAGCUCGCAAUCGCGAACUUCUUCGCAAUCGCACGUCGUUUCUCACAGUAGUUCGCAGAAAUCGUCGCAGUCAGCAUCGUCCUUUAUUUCUCCUACUUCACAGGUUUCUUCUGAAUCGCUGGCCGCAUCUCACAGUUCAUCAACUCUAGCCGUUUCUCACACUUCGCGAGCUUCACCACUCAGUUUGGGGUCUGUUAAACUGCGGCAACCUUCCUCGAAUGAUAGGAGUGCUUCGCAGUUUAGAGAAAAGGCAGACAAGUUCACUGAAGGCGAAAAUGAACUCGAGGAACCAGUAUCGGUGAUUGUUGGGCCUGAAGCUGGUGCAAUAGCUGGACCUGAAACCUUCUCCAAGUACGAGUUUGUCAAGCCAGACCGGGAAACCAACAGGUCUGCAAUGGUGUACCAUCAUUCAUCAAACAUUAAUUGGGAAGGACUGAACAAGUUUAAUAGUUUGAGCUGUGAUCAAGCUGUAGGCAUGGGACAGGCAUUUUACUUGUGUAGUGGAGAUAUGAAACCUCCCAAGUUUGCUGUUAAGGAUGGAACUCUUGCUUACAUUGAUCCUGGAAUGAUGAUAGAAUGUAAUAAGAUCAAUCACUGUGAAGAGAUUAUUGCUGCAGCAGAUAGAAUUUCUGAAAGCGUGGAUAGGGAAGAAUUAACCAAAUCCAUAGUCAAAAUCGAUGCUGAAACUGACUUUGUAGUUUUAAUUGGAGAUGCCUUUUGGUGGCCAGUUUCUAUGCAGGGUGUAAUUAUCUGUCAGAAUUUUUCUUUGCUGAAAUUGGGGGGGAACAGAUAUAUUACUCGAAAGGGGAGAUAGUGAUCCACAACUUGCUAACAGCAGAUGGAGAAAGAAAAUGGUGACUGAUAUAGAAGGACAAGGCCAAGCUCCUUUGGGUGCAGAUGAUGUUAUCAAUCAUUCAGAUGACAAGGAUAGGGUGCCCAUAAGGAACUGCAGUUUGAUACUCUCUGCAAUUCGGGACUUGCAAUUCUGGACUCAUAUGGGCUGAUGAGUUUUCUCUGGAAUACCAGUCAGGUGAAAUCUCCAGGCAAGGUUGGAAGAGAAAACAGAAUACAAACGUCAAGUACUUGAAGGUUUUCAACACAUUGGUUGGAAGAUUUUAUGAGUUAACUGAGUGUCCGGUGUCUCUUUGGACUCUAGCUGAUCAUGCAUCCAGGAAUUCCUUGCACUCUGGUACUCUUUUUCGUAGCUGGAAAUAGAUAAUACCUUCAGGCUAUCUGUCUAAGUUCUUGUUGGCAAUUUUGGAUAGCAAGAAGCGUGUAAAGGUAAUGAUGCAUAGUCUCGAGGAGUUGCGGUAUGGUGUCAUAGUUUUUCUGCAGUUAAGAAAGCAGCAGGCCCACACCAGGAUCUGGUUGAUGAAUACCAAUCAAUUCUUUGCUAAAGUGGAAGCAAAAAGGCUUAUGGAGUCAUGGCAGGAGAAGUUUGCGGGAUCCCCAGUUGGGUGGAGAAUACCAGACACUACUUUUUUCACAAAGUUUUCUGGAAAUCGUGGAGAUACUGUAGGAAAUAUUUGGAAGAAAAUACGUGUAGAAGACAUAACAACAAAGGUUAAUGAGCAAUAUGUGUAUGCAGCAGUUAGGGUAAUCGGCAUGUAUGUGCCUCCUCGUGUAAAAGUAAAUGCUUGUCAAGUACUGUCACAGUUUUUAACUCAUACAGACUCUGGUGUCGAUCAGCCACAUAUCAAGCGCUUAAUUUCAUCACUCAUCAACCACACUAUGAGCUACUACAGCAAGAUGCUACGAGCGACUUUCAGGGCAGAUCUUUGUACCAGCUCUGAGGCUCUAGAAGUGUUAGUAUUGGUGAUACGAGCUUUAGGAUUACUUGAAGGAGCUGAAAAUGUAUGGGAUCCUGAAUUCAAAGUGGUGAAGAGGGCAUAUCCAUGUGUGAUUGGAGGGUGCACAUCAUAACAUAUAACUGCUGCACAUGGAGAAGCACAGCACAAAGAAACAUUUGUCGUUAUUGAGUGCUUUAAAGCCACUGAAGAGACUGCGACUUCACUAGACUUAUCUUUGGCUGCAGAAACAUUUGUGAGGUGGGGGGAUGAAGUACAGAAACUCCUGGUUCAGAAAUCCGAGAGAUAUUGGGAAGGAAGAGGCUCCAGGAUGAAGAUGAAGUUCAAGAUCAAGGCUGUGUCCUAUCACCCACCUUGAGGACAAGGUUGUUUUUCAAGGGGGGAGAUAUGAUAGGGCCCUGGGCUGUAGAGAAUAAUAAUAAUAAUAGUGAUAGAUUGAUAUUAAAUAAGCAUGGUAUUGUAUAAAUAAGUAUUCUGGGCCAUAUCAUAUAAUAUGGGCUGGCCCGUUAGAAUAGAAGUACUAUAAGAGAGGGAAGGAGGGGAUGAAUGAAAUAGGCUGAUUUUAGAUUUGGGAAUUUGGGUUCUGGAGAGUUGAGUGCCUCUCGAAGUGCCUCAUUUGUGGCCUCAUCUGUGCUCUAACCUCACCGAGCUGGCUCCCAUUUUUUUCCGUCUUCUCGCGCCAACCGUCCAGGGACAUUCUCUUCUCAUUCCUUGCACUCAUGCAUUCACGAUGUGUUGUUUCUGCCUGAAAGGAACCAAAGGGAUAUGUUUGUGUUAGGAAACAGUUAACAUGAGAAGGCCUAGGAAACAGUUAAAGGUUUGGAAUAAAAAUACUUGCACAAUUCUCUUUAAAGUUUUAAGCUAAAGGAAGAACAUGUCAGAAAGAAAAUUGAUAAACUUAUAUGCUUUAAAAAGGUUUCUGGUGGCAGCAAAAUCAGGGGUCGAGUAGCUCAAAAGAUAGAUAAGCACACAAAGCAUAUAUCUUUGGCCCCAAAAAAAAAUAUCUUUGGCCCCCAUGAGAAAAUCCAGCUACUUGUAACAUGGUAGUAGUUCCAUUGAGUUAGUAUGUGCUGGAAAGGUAACGUAAUGAAUGUGCAUUAAGACUACUUGUGUGGUUAUAUCAUACACACAUUAGGCUCCACAAGUGGGGGUUGAUAGUUGACACUAUGUGGUGGUCUGACUUAUAGUUGGAUAGAUUUCCAAAACCUGACCAUCAUUUUGUUUCCUUUAAAGUUGAAAAUAUGUGUAUUUCAAUUUCUAAGUGUGUAGAGAAGUGUUAUUUUUAGUAGCUUCCAUACAUAAUUAAAAACACUUGAACUAUCUAUUCUAUUUUGCCAUCCAGUUUAAUUUAUUUAGGACUAAACUUGAAACUUGGCUUAUUUAUGGGGGCAGCCCGGUGCACGAAGGCAUCCCGCAAAGUGAGUGUCUGUGGAAGGGUCCCACCACAAGGGUGCAUAUGGGGCAAGCUUUCCCUGUCAAAUGUUUAGUUAAAAAUUGGAUAAAGAAUGUUUACUUUUUCUCUCUCGACAGUCUUAAGAUCUUGCAUGGAUUAAGGUGUCUAUCAAUACCUUGAGCAUGGGAGAAUUUAUUUUAUAUGUUAUGCAAACCAUCUCAAUUGGGUAAAAUAACUGAUUUAAGGUUAUUUUGUGAUUUUAUUGUUAACCUGGUUGUAAUUAUUAAGUAUAAUUUUUAUAUCUCACAUUUCACAAGGCAUUAUUAUUUACAUAAAACAGUUGCUUAUUACAA